Molecule: messenger RNA, 1167 nt
Organism: Lathyrus oleraceus (garden pea)
Lineage: Eukaryota; Viridiplantae; Streptophyta; Magnoliopsida; Fabales; Fabaceae
Exons: 8
Coding region: 1-1167 (388 amino acids)
Molecular function (GO): RNA binding
Source: RefSeq, a predicted model, not a curated record
AUGUUUCAUAUUGUUUUUCCUGCUCUGCCAUACACGACCACGGAGGAGGAACUGGAAGAGCAUUUCAGUCAGUUUGGCGGUGUCUCACAGGUUCAUUUAGUUGUUGAUAAGGAAACGAAACGAUCCAAGGGAAUAGCUUAUAUUCAUUUCACAGUUCCAGAUUUUGCAGCCAGGGCGUUGCAAGAGUCAGACAAUUCAAUCUUCCAGGGAAGAUUAUUACAUGUUAUGCCAGCUAUACCAAGACGUUCAAACAAUGAAGAGAACAAUGUUUCCAAGGAUCAAGGAACAAAAACUCUCAAACAACGAAGAGAAGAAGAGAGGAAAGCAGCUGAAGCUAGUGGAGAUACCAGAGCAUGGAAUAGUCUGUUCAUGCGCCCUGAUACAAUUGUAGAAAAUGUUGCUCGGAAAUAUGGUGUUAGUAAAAGUGAUUUACUGGAUCGAGAAGCUGAUGAUCUUGCUGUACGUAUUGCUCUGGGAGAAACACAAGUGAUUUCAGAAACAAAAAAUGCAUUUAAAAAAGCUGGAGUGAACGUGGAAGCUUUGGAGGAGCUUGCGAAGGGUAAAGUUGAUGGCAUUAAAAGAAGUAACCAUGUAAUUUUAGCCAAGAAUUUGCCCUAUGGUGCUACCGAAAAUGAACUUGCAAACAUGUUUGGGAAAUUUGGUAGUUUGGAUAAAAUAAUUCUCCCCUCCACCAAAACAUUGGCCCUGGUUGUUUUCCUUGAAGCAGCAGAAGCUGAAUUACGGUGGCACUGGCACACAGACGAUUUUAGCAAAAACUACCAACAAAAUCACAGCGCCACCAUGAUUUUAUCAAACUUACCGUCUUUCCAAAAAUGCAUGCAAGCAAUUUUGUUAACUUGUGCUGUUUUUUUUGUGUGUUUGAUCACACCAGAUGUGUCUCCUAUACCUCUCACUCCGGAUUAUGGUGGACCGACUGUAAGCUAUGCAGAUGGAGUAUUAGAUACACGCUUUAACCGUUUUAUUGCUGUAAGGGAAGAUUGUAGGGAAAGCAGUCUAAAUCCACCUACAACUAUUGUAUCCAUAGCACUUGGCAACAACAAUGUUCAGGGUAAAAAUUUCCAUCUUACUAGUGAGUUUAGCUUUAUGAGGAGCUUAAUGAAUACUAUGCGUGUGUGUUUAUUUGUUGUUUGUUAUAAGUUUUCAUAA